GGAGGGAGGCCGCGCCCCCCGCCAAGAUGGCGCUCUCGAAGCGGGAGCUGGACGAGCUGAAGCCCUGGGUGGAGAAGACGGUGAAGCGGGUCCUCGGCUUCUCCGAGCCCACCGUGGUGACCGCCGCGCUGAACUGCGUCGGGAAAGGGAUGGACAAGAAGAAAGCGGCCGAUCAUCUCAAGCCCUUCCUGGAUGACUCCACCUUGAGGUUUGUGGAUAAGCUCUUUGAAGCCGUUGAGGAAGGACGGAGCUCUCGACACUCCAAGUCCAACAGCGACCGAAACCGGAAGAGAGAAUUAAAGGAUGUGUUUGGGGAUGACUCGGAGAUUUCUAAGGAGUCCUCGGGGGUCAAGAAACGGCGAAUCCCCCGCUUUGAGGAGGUGGAGGAAGAGCCCGAGGUCAUCCCUGGCCCACCCACCGAAAGCCCAGGGAUGCUGACCAAGCUUCAGAUCAAGCAAAUGAUGGAGGCCGCAACACGGCAGAUUGAGGAGAGGAAGAAACAGCUGAGUUUCAUCAGCUCCCCGGCUCCUCAGCCCAAAGCUCCGGCAGCCACUCCUCCCGAGCGCCUCCCGAUCGGGAACACCAUCCAGCCCUCGCAGGCAGCCACUUUCAUGAACGACGCCAUUGAGAAGGCCCGGAAAGCAGCGGAGUUGCAAGCCCGAAUCCAAGCCCAGCUGGCACUGAAACCUGGGCUGAUUGGCAACACCAACAUGGUGGGACUGGCCAACCUGCAUGCCAUGGGCAUCGCCCCACCGCCCAGGAAGGUGGAGCUGAAAGACCAGAGCAAACCGACGCCGCUGAUUCUGGAUGAGCAAGGUCGCACGGUGGACGCCACCGGUAAGGAGGUGGAGCUGACCCACCGCAUGCCGACGCUCAAGGCGAACAUCCGGGCUGUGAAGAGGGAGCAGUUCAAGCAGCAGCUGAAGGAGAAGCCCUCGGAGGACAUGGAGUCCAACACUUAUUUUGACCCCCGGGUCCCCAUCACCCCAGCUCAGCGGCCAAAGAGGACUUUCCGGUUUCAUGACAAGGGCAAGUUUGAAAAAAUAGCCCAACGGCUGCGGACGAAGGCCCAGUUAGAAAAGCUCCAGGCAGAGAUCUCGCAAGCUGCCAAGAAGACGGGAAUUCACACCUCGACCAAAUUGGCCCUUAUCACUCCCAAAAAGGAGGUGAAGGAGGGGGACAUUCCUGAGGUGGAGUGGUGGGACUCCUACAUCAUCCCCAACGGCAUGGACGUAAAAGCCACCGAUCUGUUUAAACGGGAGGACUAUUUCGGCAUCACGAACUUGGUGGAGCAUCCGGCUCAGCUCAGCCCUCCAGUGGACAGUGACCUGCCGGUGACCCUUGGGGUCUACCUGACCAAAAAAGAGCAGAAGAAACUUCGUCGCCAGACCCGCCGGGAAGCCCAGAAGGAGCUGCAGGAGAAAGUCCGACUCGGCCUGAUGCCCCCUCCAGAGCCAAAAGUCCGAAUCUCAAACCUGAUGCGAGUUUUGGGGACAGAAGCUGUUCAGGACCCAACCAAAGUAGAAGCCCAUGUCCGAGCACAGAUGGCCAAGAGGCAGAAAGCUCACGAGGAGGCAAACGCCGCCCGAAAGCUGACCGUGGAACAGAGGAAGGCGAAAAAGGUGAAAAAGCUUAAGGAGGACAUUUCGCAGGGCGUUCACAUAGCCGUUUACAGAGUCCGGAAUCUAGGUAACCCAGCAAAGAAAUUCAAAAUUGAAGCGAACGCCAGCCAGUUGUACUUAACCGGAGUUGUGGUUUUACACAAAGAUGUCAAUGUGGUGGUGGUAGAAGGAGGUCCCAAAGCACAGAAGAAAUUUAAGCGGCUCAUGUUACAUCGAAUAAAAUGGGACGAGCAGACGUCCAACACAAAAGGAGACGAUGAUGAGGAAUCUGAUGAGGAAUCUGUGAAAAAAACCAACAAAUGUUCCCUGGUUUGGGAGGGCACGGCAAAGGAGCGAAGCUUUGGCGAGAUCAAAUUCAAGCAGUGUCCUACCGAAAACAUGGCACGGGAGCAUUUUAAGAAACACGGCACUGAGCAUUACUGGGAUCUGGCUCUGAGCGAGUCCGUCCUAGAACCCACAGACUGACGGCCUUUUCUGGAGCCCCUUCUCACACUUCUGGGUGUUUGACAUAAAGAGCAAGAACUGAGCAGAAACAUUAGACUCUAAGCCGUGCCCCCCCCCCAAUCCUCAUUCCCACAAAUUCCUCACAGUACAAUGCAUACAAUUAAAGGAAAUAUUUUUCAGAUCCAAAUCACAGGUUUUGAUUUUAAUGUUUGGCUUUGGACUAAAACCACUUGAUUGCGCACUCCAAACUUUCCUGCCACGCAAUCCGGAAGAAAUCAAGUUGAAACUUAAGCAGCAGCAGAAGAAGAAGCCAUUUAUCAGCCAUCGUCUCCUCUCCUGAAGCUUUCCCACAAUACUCUAUAUUGAGGCCUGUAUUUAUACUGAUUAAAAGUCCUCUUGUC
Messenger RNA from Protobothrops mucrosquamatus (brown spotted pit viper), 2467 nucleotides. It is a transcript of the gene PRPF3, whose product is annotated as pre-mRNA processing factor 3. Lineage: Eukaryota; Metazoa; Chordata; Lepidosauria; Squamata; Viperidae. The record is from RefSeq and is a predicted model, not a curated record. Gene Ontology annotation, cellular component: U4/U6 x U5 tri-snRNP complex. The transcript is spliced from 16 exons. Gene Ontology annotation, biological process: mRNA splicing, via spliceosome. Bases 27 to 2087 code for a protein of 686 amino acids.